GCCAAGUCUAGCUCUAUAGAGCGGUUAUGGCAGCGUUCAUGUGCUGAAAACGUGCGAAGUUUGGUCUGUGUUCUCCCUAAAGUUUAGUUGCCAUAGCUGUAUUCGUUAUUGCUGAACAUGUGCACGAAAUUGAAACGUUAGCCGGAAUCAGUAACAUGUCGUCUCAAGCUUGGAGGUUAGGUGGUGUACUUGUGUGACUGCGGCGAGAAGCCCUUGGUCCGACAAAGGGUCGACGUUCACGCGCCGGCAGCGGUUUGACAACCCGGGCGUUGCACAAAAAGAGGUGCCAUCACGCUGUGCCUGGUGCCGGUCUCCAGAUAUUGUGAACAAGAUCCCUGUGGCCAGGGUUUCAUGGGGCGACAGAGCUGGGGUCCCGUGACGCGGAUGAGCUUGGCUCUCGGUCACCGCCUGGAGUGUCGCCCCCUGGCGUCGGAGGUGCUCAGUUGCCAUCUGCGCCAGCGAGGCCUUCCCCCAUGGACGUCGUUUCUGGUGCGUUACGCAGCGGUGCGCAACGACCAUUUCGGUUGGUCGCACUUCAACUGGCCCCUGGACGGAGCAAACUACCAUGUGCUGCGGACUGGGUGCUACCCGUUCAUCAAGUACCACUGCUCCCAGAGGGCGCCGCAAGACCUUACUGUGGAGGACACGUUUUUCCGCGUAAUCAAGCUGCUCAAUUUGGGCAUACCUACGCUGGCGUACGGCCUGGGCUCCCUGCUCAUGAUUCGGCACCGGGAGGUGGUGCAGACUUCCCGCGGACCCGUCACCGUCUACUUCCUCUACCCAGAGGAACCCGGCGCGCAGUACUAAGCUCUUCAGGACGCGGACACGCCUAAUGCUGUCUAAUGUUGAUGAUUCCGAGGAAUAAAGAAAGACA
Dermacentor silvarum is the source of this 874-nucleotide messenger RNA. RefSeq lists its product as uncharacterized. The transcript has 5 exons. NCBI's taxonomy places the organism in Eukaryota, Metazoa, Arthropoda, Arachnida, Ixodida, Ixodidae. Bases 352 to 807 code for a protein of 151 amino acids. The record is from RefSeq and is a predicted model, not a curated record.